Pieris brassicae (large cabbage white) is the source of this 1311-nucleotide messenger RNA. RefSeq names its product mitochondrial glutamate carrier 1-like. The transcript is spliced from 8 exons. Gene Ontology annotation, molecular function: L-aspartate transmembrane transporter activity; L-glutamate transmembrane transporter activity. The record is from RefSeq and is a predicted model, not a curated record. Gene Ontology annotation, biological process: L-glutamate transmembrane transport; aspartate transmembrane transport; malate-aspartate shuttle. Bases 251 to 1186 code for a protein of 311 amino acids. NCBI's taxonomy places the organism in Eukaryota, Metazoa, Arthropoda, Insecta, Lepidoptera, Pieridae.
UGUGGUUUAUUGACAAUUGCCAUCAAUCAAUUUUACUAAAUUCAAAAUGAAAAAAUCUUCCGGCUAUUCUCGACUCGUGUAAAAUAACUAAUCAGUUGAAAAUUUUAUUCCAAAUUCCCUUUUUUCUUAGCAAUGCAAUAGCAAGGAUUGAGGGCUCUGGUAUUUCUAAAUUAAAUCGGUGCUCAAGAAUUAAUUCGGAACCACUAACUUCUGAGCGUUUAUUUUUGUUCAGGAAAAGAAAUAAGCAGCUAUGAGUAAACCACAGCCUCCACCAGUAGCACAAUUCAAUCCAGUACCAAAGAUUAUAAACGGUGGCAUUGCUGGAAUCAUCGGAGUCUCCGUCGUGUUCCCCUUGGAUCUUGUGAAGACGCGAUUGCAAAAUCAAACUGUCGGACCAAAUGGAGAGAAACAAUAUAAGAAUAUGCUGGAUUGUUUCCGCAAGACAUAUGCGGCGGAGGGUUACUUCGGCAUGUACAGAGGAUCAGCAGUUAACAUCAUCCUUAUCACGCCGGAAAAGGCCAUAAAGCUCGCUGCCAAUGAUAUGUUCCGUUUCUACCUAACACUGCCGGAUGGAUCACUGCCAGUAUUUCGUCAAAUGAUCGCCGGUGGCAGCGCAGGCGCUUGCCAAAUUGUCAUCACAACACCUAUGGAGCUGUUAAAGAUUCAGAUGCAGGACGCUGGCAGACUCGCCGCGCAAGCUAAAGCGGAGGGUCGCAAAUUUGAACGAGUCACAGCUAUGCAAUUGACUCGUAAGCUGGUUAAGGAGCGCGGUAUUUUUGGCCUUUACAAGGGUGUCACGGCAACUGCGGCGAGAGAUGUAUCAUUCAGUAUUGUCUAUUUCCCAUUAUUUGCGACACUCAACGAUCUUGGGCCCAAAGAGCCGGGUGCCGCCGCGCCGCCAUUCUGGUGGUCCUUCGGAUCGGGUUGUGCGGCGGGGUCAACGGCCGCGCUCGGCGUUAACCCCUUUGACGUUGUAAAGACUCGAAUGCAGACUCUUACAAAGGGAAGUGGGGAAAGACAGUACAGCUCCAUCCUAGAUUGUAUCACAAAAACCCUAAAAUAUGAAGGGCCGACCGCCUUCUUUAAAGGUGGGGCGUGUCGUAUGAUUGUCAUAGCCCCGCUAUUCGGAAUUGCGCAAACCAUCUAUUAUCUAGGUCUAGCCGAGAACUACCUAGGCAUUAAAUAAAUUUAUACAAACAAGUUUUGAUAAGUUUACAGUGCAUUUAAUUUCGACCCAAUUUUCGUGAACAUUUAUUUUGCUUAUUUAAACAAUUUAUAUCUAUAAUUGAAAUUACAAAAAAUGUAAAACCU